AAUGCUAUUAAUGCUCAGGACUGCUCAUUAUCUAAUCCAGCAUGACUGAUCUCACUGGGGUGAUGGGAUGGGAUGGGAUGUGAUAGGAUGUGUGACUAGUUGCUGCAGGAAUGAUAAUGAUAACUGUGGGCGAAUACGAGUGUUGUUCAUUAGCAUGUAACAGGAGUUAGACCUAUAGAGCGCUGUGUUAUUAUGGAGGAUAAACGUGGAGGAGGAGGCGGAUGCUUGUGAAAGCCACCUAUGCUGGUUAUCGUUGCCUCUCUGUGAUGCUGAACGCGGCCGAGUCCUGAACGCUUCUGUGCUCCCUGCGCAGGUCCACUCCACUGCGGUAAUGUCCUCUAUGAGCUAAGUAGUGCACUAGAUGUUUAAUUGAGUGAGGUUUGGGAGGCGUCCAUGGCGCGUCACGUUGUCUCAGCUCACUCCUAGCUUUGUAAUUCUGAUCUUUUGAUUUGUUUCUCUUUUUUUUAUUUACAUUUUUUUUAAUACCGUGUGGAAACUCGAUUUAGACUCACGUGGACUUCAAUCAAGGUUUGUGCGCGAGCACCGGCUCCGGUGUAAAUGUCUCCCGUUAUUGCUUUGGCUUUGAUAUCGGGUCUGUCUUCUCACUACAGCAGAUAACUGUCAUCUACUUAAAUCUGAUAGAUCCGCGGCUUUUGUGUGAACUGGCGCUUGUUGUACCUCGAACAAAAGAUCCUGAACGUCCUGAAUCCUGUAACAGGAGCGUCUCGAGAAGGCGCGCGGCCUCCAUUCAUCAACCAUGUGAUUCAUUCCGAGGCUCGCGAUUUUCCCUCUUAUGUGUUUUUAUUCUUCUCAGGGGCGCAGGGAGAGGCAUUAUUUAUAAAAAUAAAUAAAUAAAACCCCGCUUUAAGGCUUUGAGGAAGGCCAACGUGUGUGUGUGUGUGUGUGUGUGUGUGUGUUUAUGCGCAGCGUUAACAGCUUGCCUUUGCUUUGCCGCACGCGCUGCCGGACUGAUGAUGGAGAUGCAGUGCCAUGGAAACAAUAGGAAGCAUUGCGCUACUCUGUUAGCUAGCUAUUAACUACAGACAUGCUGUGUGGUACUCAUAAAGCAGCAUUAGAUUCAAAUGCAGGAGUUUGUACUAGGAUUUACGGUGUUUAUUCAGAUGUCUUAAAAUCAUCACUUAUAAUAUUUCUAUAAUUUUUUUUUGUCAUUGUGCCAAUAGUCCAGAAUUAAUGAAGCUGUCCCGUCUGAGGCUGCAAUGCAGAAACAAACACCAUGGUUUUGCUCCGUCAACACUUCACGUUACUGCUGAUUCCUUCAGGGCGUUUCUGCCAACUUUAAGAUAGACGAAGAAGCAGAGCAGUAUUGCAAGGACCAUGCUCAGCUUCCUAGCAGUCGGCUCCGUAUUCUUCCCAGGCCUUUUCCUGCUGUUUAAGCGAUGUCUGAAACAAGCGCCAAGGCUGAAGUGGAGCGAGGCCGACGCCGUCAUCGUCUCCGCAAGGCUAGUGUCUUCCAUUCAAGCAGUCCUGGCUUCCUCAGCUGGGUUCAUCAUCGCAUCAUCUUGCGAAGACAUCAUUGAGGACCAGCACUGGCUCACUAGCACCUACAUCCUGUUUGCGGUCCCUUACUUUAUCUAUGACAUCUACGCCAUGUUCCUGUGCUACUGGUACAAGAUACAAGUCAAAGGUCAUGAGGAGGAUGCACCAAAAAUCAGCACGGUGAUUCGCAGCUACCUGUGGCGAGAGUUUCUCAUGGUGCUUCAUCACGUUGUCAUGGUUACUGUCUGCUUCCCUGUGUCUGUGUUCUGGCGACAAGGAAAGGGGGAUUAUUUCCAAGGUGUCAUGUUCCUAGCUGAACUCAGCACUCCGUCUGUUUGCUUGGGAAAAGUACUCAUUCAGUACAAGCAGCAGCACACGCUCCUUCAUAAAGUUAAUGGAGCACUCAUGCUGAUAACUUUUUUCGUCUGUCGAGUUCUUCUCUUCCCCUACCUCUACUACGCCUAUGGCAGGUAUGCGGAUAUCCCCCUGUACAAGGUACCGCUGUCCAUUCCGUGGCAGUAUAACAUGGGUGCUGCUCUGCUCAUGGCUCCGCAGGUGUACUGGUUCGGUCUGAUCUGCAGGGGAGCCUUUCGCCUCUUCACCCGGGCCUCUCGCCAUCAUCGUCGCCCAGUCAGUAGGGACUCCGAGCCCAAAACCCCUAUCAUGCCCCCAGCCAAUGGCUACAGUCCCUGUGACACAGAAAGAGAGCCUAACACGCACUGAGAGACACAGAGGGGCUGGAAGUGAAAGAUUGUUUAGAGGUUGUUUUUAGGCCUCAGAUAAUAAUGGGAAACCUGAGGUUAAAUACUAAUAUAUUACAAAUAGUAAAUGUCCUGCUGCUCCAUUAGGUGGUGGAAGAUAAAAGACAAUGGCAGAGAAAUCAGAGGGAGAACGAGACAGAGAGUCUGAAGAUGAUCAUCUCCAUUCUUUGUUUCCCUCUGAGGAAUUGCAAGAGCAUGCUAGUAAAGCCUGUUUCAUACUCCUAAUGUAAAACCUCCGGAUGCGAACAGACGUUCGGAUUGUAUUCUUCAUCCCAGUUAUAUAUUCCUUGACUGAAUUUCAAACCGUUGGGGAAGGGGUAUGUAAUAUAAUGUACACAAGCACUUAUCAUUUGUACAUGACCAUUCUCAUACUAGUUUGCAGAAACAACAGAUGAAAGCUGCGGGCAUGUUCGUAUUCCAAACUACUAAACCACCAUUAACAGAAAUGUGAUGAGCGAGUAAUGGAGAGAGGAUACUCUUUCUCUCUUUAGUUUCU
Ictalurus furcatus (blue catfish) is the source of this 2754-nucleotide messenger RNA. RefSeq names its product TLC domain containing 3Ba (gene tlcd3ba). The record is from RefSeq and is a predicted model, not a curated record. Bases 1336 to 2220 code for a protein of 294 amino acids. Lineage: Eukaryota; Metazoa; Chordata; Actinopteri; Siluriformes; Ictaluridae. Gene Ontology annotation, molecular function: sphingosine N-acyltransferase activity. The transcript has 8 exons. Gene Ontology annotation, cellular component: membrane; endoplasmic reticulum. Gene Ontology annotation, biological process: lipid homeostasis; ceramide biosynthetic process.